Messenger RNA from Pseudozyma hubeiensis SY62, 1758 nucleotides. RefSeq lists its product as hypothetical. The record is from RefSeq and is a predicted model, not a curated record. The transcript has a single exon. NCBI's taxonomy places the organism in Eukaryota, Fungi, Basidiomycota, Ustilaginomycetes, Ustilaginales, Ustilaginaceae. The coding region runs from base 1 to 1758 and encodes 585 amino acids.
AUGACUCAAGUCGACCGGGGCUCUGCAGCCCUUCCAGAGGCGCGCGGUCUUCAUCUCGCCCGCGAUCAGGGAGCGUCCGAGCUGUCGGAUGUCUCAUUUGCCUCGACGCUUACCGACGCUCAGGACUCUGACUUCACCACCACCUUGCAGUCCGAGGCAUCGACUGCGAACUUGAUCGACAAUGGCGCCAAGCCUUCCUACUCUUCCUGGGCAGACGCGGAACAUAGCUUCGACCAGCCGAAUAGCUCCGUCAGAAGCGUCGGCACCUCGAUCCCUGCAUCGCACAGGGGAAAACAACCUAGCAAUGGGCAUUACGUCGAUCUCGAACAUCCGAAGCUCAGCACAAUCGACGAGACAUCCGCAGCAAGCGCCUCCUCGUACAAGAAUCUAGAUUUGUACAAUUCAUCUGCCAACGGCUAUGUCCAGUACGACGCUGCUGAUCGACAUCAGACACGCAGCCGUCAAGACUCGCACGACUCUGAUGAGGCACCUUACACCACAUCUACUUAUCCGCCAACCAGCGAAGAGGAUUCGGAAGCCAAGCGCGUCCAGCAGAAUCUGGAGCGCUGGGCCGCCGAAGAGCGUCAAAGACGCAAAGCGCAACGUACCUCCAAGAUCAUCUCGAAUCGCAACUCGACCGUCGCAACAGGCACCAGCUUGACCCAUCGAUUGUCGAUGCUCCGCUCAUCCGGCUUCACUGCCCAUACGCACAACAGAUUGGGAUCCGGGCCCUCCUCUGAGAGACUCGCUGACGCCGCUAGCGCGAGUCCAAGCAUGCCUUACCAUGCUACGCUAGGAGAUCGACGAAGAGAUGCUUCAGCGCGCAGAGAGUCUGGCGCCUCGUCGACAAGCGGCGGAGGAGGAGGAGGUGCAGCGCGAGGAUUGCAUCGGCCUGCGAGUCCUUCCUCCUUCGAAAGCUCACAUUCGCACGGCUCUCUGGUAUCGGACGAUCAGCGACCCAACAAGGAGUUGCCGCAGAUCGGCUCUCGCGUGUCCUCUGCGACCCACGGUAGAAAUGUCAGCGGCGAUAGUGCAGGCUCGUCCCGCGAUUACGCUCACCGCGCAAACGGCGGCGUCCGCGACCCAUUCCGUGACCCAUCCGAAGGCGUCACCGCUGAGUCCUCGAAUCCGACUUCUCACAAACGCUCGUCCCUCAAGCCGACGCCAACAGCGUUGCGACCCAUCGUGACUGUCGGGCGAGCUUCGAGCAUUCAGCGGCAAGCGCUGGAAGCUUCGCACGCCAACAGCAAGGGAAAGGGAAAGGGGCGGUCUAUGCCGACCAUUGUCGCCACAGACACGGAAGCUGAAGCUGAAAGCGAGGAUCACGAAUUUGACUCGAGGUAUGCGGGCGACAACCCUUUCGCAUCGAACCAGGACCAUCAAAAGCGCACGAGGACCACGUCGACCACGAUCCAUCAGGGCGGCUUGGACGAGGAGGUAGCCAUGGGAAUGAGCGGCAGAGGCAAGGGCCUGGACGCUAACGGAGAUCUGGGCGAGAGCAGUCUCGACGCGGGCAGCGCACCGCGUCCGCCACCCACGCGCACGUCGACAAGCAGUUCCAAGUUCAGAGAGCUCGGCAUCACCGAGGGGGACGACUGGAUAGACACGUUAGGGCAGAGCAUGGGUCGACCACGCAGAGCCAUGCGCGUUUCCCGGCAGGCAGCAUCUGACGACGAUACGGACGGGGCUCGCAAGCCGUGGUGGACAGAGUUGCUUUGUGGCUGCAACCGGGAUCUAGACGACGAUGAACAGGUAUGA